Ooceraea biroi (clonal raider ant) is the source of this 1404-nucleotide messenger RNA. RefSeq lists its product as uncharacterized. The record is from RefSeq and is a predicted model, not a curated record. NCBI's taxonomy places the organism in Eukaryota, Metazoa, Arthropoda, Insecta, Hymenoptera, Formicidae.
AAAAAAUGGUCUUUUCGCAUUGGUCACUCAACAGUUUAUAACAUUAUCCCAGAAACAUAUGAAGCAAUUAUAACAGUUCUUCACCCACUAUACCUACCACCCAUGACAAGAGAGAAUUGGCGUAAUGUAGCUGAUGGAUUUUACAAACAGUGGGACUUCCCUAACUGUAUAGGUGCAUUUGACGGGAAGCACAUCAGAAUUCAAGCUCCAAAAAAUUCAGAGCGUGAUGAAGCUUUCCCGCUUAAAACUUAUUUACUGAGACCUUAUUCGAAGCCAAAGAAACGCUAUCAACAAAAUCAAGCUUCUGCUGCAGAAAUAUCAGCAACUCUUGAAACAGAUGAGAACAUAAAUAAUAACUAUGAAACGACAGAAAACAUGCACCAACAUAAUAUAAGUGAAUUCCCUGGUCUCACUAGUCUUUCGCUAUCACAGAGAGUUUUUAAUUACAGACUCUCCAGAGUUCGGAGAGUCAUUGAAAAUGCUUUUGGUAUUCUUGUUUCCAAAUGGGCCAUUCUAAAAGGUACUCUCUGUUGUAAGGUAGAUAAUGCGGUGUCAAUAGUCAUGACUAUUAUUUGCCUAUACAAUUUUCUUCUGGAAAGUGAGAUUGACAUAUCGCCCCUACAACGUUUAUAUCAAAAUGUAGGACUUGUUGACAGAGAUGGAUCAUAUGGCGAGUCAUUGCAAAAUUGAGCGUGGAGAUCUCAAGUUGUACACGAAGGUAUAUUGCAACAAGUUGGUAGACUUGGAGGAAACAAUUCUAGACGGGCAGCUAUUGCUCAAAGAGAUGAAUUAAGGGACUAUUUUCUUACUGAAGACGGUGAAGUGUCUUGGCAAUAUGAUUGUGCACUAAAUAAUGUUCCAAUUAUUAAAAGUCCUUGAUAAUUGUAAUCUCUUCUACAUAUUAUACAGAUUUAUAAACAUAAUAUAAAUAUGAUAUUUAGCAAUGUUUCUCAAUUGUUAUAUCAAUUGUAUAAUCUUCAUGUGCGUAACAAUUAAGGUGCUCAUUAUAAUAAUGUUUCGAAACAUGAGAUAUAAUAUUGUUGUGUCCGGGAUGGUGUGCCACCCGGGUACACCGUGCGGUGUCGAUCGGCGGAAGGAGCGGCAGAUCGUCGGCUCGGGAGAAGACGCGCGUUGCUAAGAGAAAGAAUAACAAGAUAGAAGAAUCGACUUGAAGCUGAACCAUGGUGAUAGCUGGACGCGUCGCGAGCUUACUGAUAAUUAUUUGACGAAUUCCGUUAUCGAGCAUUGUAGUCGAGCGCAGUUGCAAUAAAGUUGUUCUUUCUUUCGUACGCACGAGUUUCAUUUACGCGAGAACGCGAGAGAGUGACAGUGAGUGCGCAUUACGAGUGCGUGCCGAGUGGAAUACACACCCGGACGCAACAAUAUGUUAAGUAACAUAAAAUG